This is a messenger RNA of Candida tropicalis MYA-3404, 2211 nucleotides long. RefSeq names its product Myb-related transcription factor BAS1 (gene BAS1). Bases 1 to 2211 code for a protein of 736 amino acids. Lineage: Eukaryota; Fungi; Ascomycota; Pichiomycetes; Serinales; Debaryomycetaceae. The record is from RefSeq and is a predicted model, not a curated record. The transcript has a single exon.
AUGAGUUCACCGGUGAGAAGAGAAAACGAAGCAGAGAUAUCCGACUCAUCAUCUACUACAAGCAAGAAAAGAGUUGUUCAUAUUGAUCCAUUAGCCAUUACAGAAUCAUUAGGGUUUCGUAUAUUUAGAAAAGGAGGAAGAAAACCAUGGACUAAAGAAGAGGAUUCAAAACUAGUUGAAUUAGUACAAGCAGAUUAUAAACAUCCUAUUGAUUUAGAUCAAGUUGAUUGGGAUUCAAUAUCAGAGAAAAUAUCGCCCGAUGGGUCUAGAAAGGGUAAAGAUUGUCGUAAAAGAUGGACCAAUUCCCUUGAUCCUAGUCUUCGAAAAGGUAAAUGGACAAAAGAAGAAGAUGAAGCAUUAAUUGAAGCAUACAAGAAACAUGGAGCAAGUUGGUUAAAAGUAUCACUGGAAAUAUCAGGAAGAACAGAUGACCAAUGUGCCAAAAGAUAUAUGGAAGUUUUAGAUCCCAGUACAAAAAAUCGAUUGGAACCAUGGUCUAUGGAAGAAGAUCUACUAUUGAUUCAAUUGAUUAAAAAAUAUGGUACCAAAUGGAGAACAAUUUGUAAUUCUUUUGAUAGCAGACCAGCAUUAACGUGUCGUAAUAGAUGGAGGAAAUUAGUUACAGACGUUGUUCGAGGAAAAGCAGACCCGUUGAUUAAAAAAGAAGUUGAAAAAGUGACCAAUGCUACAGAGAGUGAUUCCUCAGAUGCAAAUAUAUUAGAAGUUUUAUCUAAGCAACAAGAAGAGUUGACGAAAAUGAAGAAAACUGCCGAGAUUAAGAAACCUCGACCUCCUAAAAGGACCAAUAGACCUGUUCAUGAGACUUCUACUUCAUCAAAGGCCCCAAUGCCAUCUUCAUCAUCAUCCACACCAUCUGAAACAGUUUCAAGAUCAAUUCCUAUGGUCACUGGACCAUCCAAGACAGAUAUAGAGUGGAGGUAUACACUAGCACCGGCGGAUGCGACUAACGAUGAUAGUAAUAUGUCCCCAGGAAUGCUUUUUGAAGGGGAAGCUGGCGGUGUUAUUAAAAAUGAACAAUUAGUAAAAUAUUUGGUAUCUUAUGCUAAAAUGAAAAACAUGAACGUUACGGUUCAUCAACAUAUUCAUCAUCAUUAUGCAGCUACAAGUGGUCAUAGAGAUUCAACGCUAGAAAGAAGUAGCAGUGUCAGUACACCUGCAGCAUAUAAUGUCGAACCAGAAGACCAACAGGCACGUUUCCAACAUUUUAAUUAUUUACCACCAUUGGUACAAGUUCCCAAAUUGAAUUCUUCUCAAUCAUCACCAAACAAUAGUUCACAAGGUGAUACGAACCAAUCUGGCUCAACUGCAACUCAAUUUCAUCAUCACCAUCACCACCACCAUCAUCAUCACACAGAAAAAUCAAAUAGAAGUCGUUCAGAGCGUAUGAAUAAGGACGUAUACAAGAAUGACAUUGCCAAUGAUUUUGAUGGAAGUAGGGAAUCUGAUAUUAUGAAGUUGUUGAAUAAUACUGAAGAUUUCUCAAAACAAAGAGAAGCUACACCAGGAUCAAAUCCUUUGACACCAUUGACCCAAGCAGUCGAAUAUGUUGAAGCAGAGAAUAAACAGAAUCAUAAAAGAAGAAAGCUUGAUAAUGGUACAACGUCGCACAGAAACAAUAGUCACCAACUACUGAGCCAUAAUGAACAUCCUAAGUUUGAUUUACCUAGUGAAGAUGAAGAAGGGUUGGACUUUUGGGAGACUAUGAGAAAUUUGACUGAUAUUCCUUAUGGUAAUCCGAAAACUCCUAAUAAAGUCAACAAUAUAUCAGAGAAUGUACCAGUUGCCAAGAAUAGUAACGACAAGAUGACCACAUCUAACAAUUACUCACAAAAGCCAGUUUCACAACAUCACCCACUUCAUUAUUACAAUAGUAGUACACGAGAAAACACCCCACAUCCAAUGACGAACCUCACAGGUGACGACGAAGAAGAUGAAGUAGAAGAAGAUGAUGACGAACAAGAAGAAGGAUUAGAUGAUGAGGAUAAAGUUUUAGCACGUGAAGUAGAAGAAGUUGGAGUAGAUCAGGAGACUUUGAAUAGUUAUGGUUUAUUCUAUAAUGUUUAUACAAGAGAAGGUUCUACAUUUCCUGAUAUCCAACAUCAAACUCAAGCCAAACCAGAGGAACAAGGUGCAAGUGUGUAUGAUCAAUGGGGUGGAGGAUUUGGUAUUAUUCCCUUCAACCCGUCAUAG